Lichtheimia ornata is the source of this 918-nucleotide messenger RNA. RefSeq lists its product as uncharacterized. Bases 1 to 918 code for a protein of 305 amino acids. The transcript is spliced from 4 exons. The record is from RefSeq and is a predicted model, not a curated record. NCBI's taxonomy places the organism in Eukaryota, Fungi, Mucoromycota, Mucoromycetes, Mucorales, Lichtheimiaceae.
AUGGACCCAACUACCACCACCACUACUACCACUACCACUGUAGACGAGACAAGGGGCAAGUGCAACAGUGCUUACAUUCCAGUUCAUCGUCGCCGUGGAAACAGCAUCUCGGAUAACCGUGUUCAGGAUGACAAGUGGAUCGAGGAGGAUGAGCAAGCACCCAAGCGUCAAUCCAUGUAUAGCCGGGCUAGCAGCAGUGAUAUUGACUCCCGCCGCUCCUCUCGUCAAUUUGCAUGGUCUCGUCAACAACAACGUUUUAGCCUUGCAGCAGCUGCAGCUCGCUAUGGCGAUGAUACUGAAGAUUCGGAUAACGAUCCUUUGACCCCACAUCAACGAUUCUCACGACCUGAUAGUCGACGUAACAGCACCGCGGAUAAGUUGCAUAUGGCCCUUGAAGGCCUUUCAGUACAUGAUGAACCAGAUUGGGAAGAAUUGCUACGUCAAUACGAUCGAUAUGAUGAUGGUCCCAUGGGUGGUGUUGAUAGCCGUCGAUCCAGCAAACGUCAAAGCCGCAUCAUGGAUCCAUUCAAUGAACCUGCUCCUGAGAUUCCUGUUGUGGAUGAGCCUACGGUUGUCCUUGACUGCUACGAUUUCCCUUCAGCUUUCAAGACUCAUCACUUGCAUGAUAUUUUCCGUGAAUAUGAAAACAUGCGUGGCGGUUAUCGCAUCAAAUGGAAGGAUGAUACGCGUGCUCUCAUCAUCUUUGAACAUCCCACUACAGCCAAAAAGGCCUAUAUCGAUAAUGUGUCUAACCCACUUGCCAAGAUUCGACCUUACAAUGGACCAACCGACUUUUUAAAGUCUCCCAACAUGAACCAGCGUCGUCCUGCGUCUAUGGAUUUGAAGCGUGCAAGUUACAAUGGCGGUUAUGGGAUGAAAUCGCCCUUGCGACCUGAGCGACAAAGCAUCCGAGGUUAA